Messenger RNA from Recurvomyces mirabilis, 3231 nucleotides. It is a transcript of the gene KIP3, whose product is annotated as tubulin-dependent ATPase kip3. Gene Ontology annotation, cellular component: mitotic spindle astral microtubule; kinesin complex; mitotic spindle midzone. Gene Ontology annotation, molecular function: microtubule binding; plus-end-directed microtubule motor activity; ATP hydrolysis activity. The transcript is spliced from 2 exons. Gene Ontology annotation, biological process: mitotic sister chromatid segregation; microtubule depolymerization; microtubule-based movement. NCBI's taxonomy places the organism in Eukaryota, Fungi, Ascomycota, Dothideomycetes, Mycosphaerellales, Teratosphaeriaceae. Bases 1 to 3231 code for a protein of 1076 amino acids. The record is from RefSeq and is a predicted model, not a curated record.
AUGGCGGCUCCCGGCGUGGAUGGAGCCUCCAUGAUCAAUGUCGCUGUGCGCGUACGACCUUUCACCAUACGAGAAGCUGCGCAGCUCACACGAACCGAUGAUGGACCUCUGUUCUUGGGCGAUGGAUCGCUGGCGGCUGUACCUGCACCACAAAUGAAGUCGAAGGGGAUCAGGAGCGUGAUCAAGGUCGUGGAUGAGAAGUGCUUAGUAUUCGACCCUCCCGAUGAGACCUCCGUGCAGCGAUUCGGGCGACACAUGCCCAUGGGCAAGCGGGUCAAGGAUCAGACCUUCGGCUUCGAUCGAGUCUUUGACGAGAACACGACUCAAGGCGAUGUUUACGAAGCGACAACGAGGAAUCUUCUGGACUCCGUCAUGGACGGCUUCAACGCAACCGUUUUCGCAUACGGCGCUACUGGCUGCGGCAAGACCCACACAAUCACUGGCACAGCGCAACAACCGGGCAUUAUCUUUCUGACCAUGCAAGAGCUGUUCGAGAAGGUGGAUGAGGUUCAGACGGACAAGGAGAGCGAGAUCACUCUCUCAUACUUGGAGAUAUACAACGAGACGAUUCGAGAUCUGUUGAGUCCAGGCGCAGGCGGCAAGCAAGGGCUGAUGCUGCGCGAGGAUGCGAAUCAGGUGGUGUCCGUGGCUGGGCUAUCAUCGCACAAGCCGCAAAAUGUCGCAGAGGUCAUGGAUAUGGUCAUCCGAGGGAACGCAUGCCGGACACAGUCGCCAACUGAGGCAAAUGCGACCUCCUCGCGCUCGCACGCAGUGUUGCAGGUCAACAUUAGUCUGAAGGACCGAAAUGCUUCCGUGAAUGAGCCCGUCACCAUGGCUACCCUCUCAAUUAUCGACUUGGCUGGCUCAGAGCGAGCUUCAGCCACCAAGAAUCGAGGCGAGAGAUUGCUAGAAGGUGCCAACAUUAACAAGUCACUCCUUGCGCUCGGCUCCUGCAUCAACGCGCUUUGCGACCCAAGGAAGAAGAAUCACGUCCCAUACCGUAACAGCAAACUCACGCGACUGCUGAAAUUCAGCUUGGGCGGCAAUUGCAGGACAGUGAUGAUCGUCUGCGUAUCGCCGAGCAGCCAGCACUUCGACGAGACACAAAAUACCCUCCGCUACGCCAACAGAGCCAAGAACAUCCAGACCAAGAGUGUGCGAAAUGUAUACAACGUCGACAGACACGUCAAGGACUACCUCAAGAAGAUCGACGAGCAGAUGAAUCGCAUUAACGAGCUUACUGCGCAACAGAAGCAGUACGAGGACCUGGCGUUCGUCAAGUUCAGGAAAGCGGAGGCGAAGAGGAGCGAGUUGGCGCAUGAAGGUGUCUUGAGGAUACGGACAGCAUUUGAGCACAGCGUGGAAGAGCGGAAAGAGCGUGUGAACAACAUGAGAAGACUACGGCAGAUCGAGAGACGGAUCGCAGCUUUGAGCGGAUGGAUUGGUGCUUUUGACCAGGUCUGUGAGACGAGAGAGGAAGAGGAGCCGCCUGCAUCUCUCAGUGGCAUGCGUAAGACGGCGCAGGGUAUACUGGUUGAGCUGGAAGGUAGCAGGCAGCAUUACCACCAGAGACUGGCGAAGAGCAACUGGACUCGGGCGGUCGACACAGCGUUACAGGAUGGCCUGCGUCAACUGCAGGGUCUUGAUGGUGCUGUGCCGGAUAGCAUGGAAGAGGCGAGUUUGAGGAAGGAAGUCGAGCUGCUGAAGUACCGGGCUGAUCUCGACGCCAACAUUUCUGUCCUGGACGACUCGAAGAACACGGAGGCUGCUUUGAUGCAGGUCAUGCUCACGGCGCACUUUGAGACGAUCGCCAUCCUCAACCAGAUCUUGCAGAUGAGCGAGGAGGAUGCUGUGGCAGCCGCAAGGAACGUUCUGGGCAAGUUGCUGCAAAGCUGCACAGAAGCGACGGGCCAGGUCAUCAAGCCUGAUGGUGGUCUGCAAAUCAUCGAAGCCGUCGCACCUACGCGCCACGGUACCCCAAGAAAGCGCAAGCAGGUGCCUCUCAUAGGCCCCAGUCCCCUCAAAUCAAAGAUCAGACCCUCACUCGCACCCGCAUCUUCCCUUCCACCACACAUGGCCCCGGAUGCGCACCAAACAUCAUCACCCCAUAUCUUCGGUGGCAGUCCAAUGCGCCCGAUGGGCUCGCCUAGGCGACGAGUCAAGCUCGGAGGCGCGAGGAAAGGCAUCACGUUUGGCAAUGGUACUCCGAAGAAGAAGUCGCCGACCAAGAAGCGAGCAGUGCGAUGGCGCGAUGAUGCAGAGGAAGGCGCACCCUUAGCUGAGUUCCAGACUACGCCAAAGCCGCUCGAGAGCUCGCCUGUCGAGGGUGAGGGUACUGGCGAACUACCCACUGCGCCUGUACUUCGCCAUGACGUCGGUGGUGGAGAGGCCGGCUCUAGUCCCCUGCCCACUGCCCCUGUUCCAAGCAGCGAAGCGAGAAGGACGACAGGCACAGGACGCUUUGCAGCUGGCUUCCUGGCCAAAAAGGGCGAUGGAAGUCCAAUACCUUUGCACGCCCCUCCAGCUCUAACCCUAGGCGCCUUUUCCAGCUCAGACGCAAGCAGUCCCCUCCGCGAAAUGGCCGCCAAUUCCGCACCUUCUUCCCACCGCCUCUCCCACCACGUCAGCGAGGCGAGUAGUAAUAAAGAAAACGACGAUCAUGCUUCCCUGAGCAGUGGCUCGGAUUCCGAGCGCUCCCUCAACAAUGGCGGUAUAGAUAAGGAAACAGCGGGUAAAAUUCGCUCGGCCAUGAAACUGAAACGUACUUCCUCCAUCGGCGGUAAUGGUCAUCACCACGGCGGCACGGGAAGACAGGGUAGUAGAGAAUCAGCGGCACAUCGUCGUCGCUCACCUACUGCCUCGGCUUCUUCACGGGACAGUCCACCCCCGGAUAACGUCAACGGUGCUAGUGGUGGAAAUAUCAAUAGCAGUAUCUUCUCCGCCUCCCACGCCCGCCGCAUGGUCAAGAGCGAGCGCGAAGAAGCGCUGAGGUCUGUCCUCUCGCCUCGCACGCAGCCGGUUGUUAAGCAAGCUUCUGGUCCUAUGGCUGUGAGGAGGAGUUUGCAGGCUGAGAGUGGUGCGGCUGGUGGUGGAGGAGGGAUGAGAGAUGGUAUGGCCGUUGGUGCUAGUGGUGUGACAGGGGCGCCGAGGGGACAUGUGAGGGUUUCUUCCAUUGUGCCGGGCAGUGCGUCGAGGGCUAGUGGGGUCGGGGGAAAAGCUGCUUGGCGAUAG